AUGGUCACACGUCGGUCCCUUCCUGGCACCGACCCCCCGGCUCAGGGCUCCAUCCCCUGCCUGCCUCGGCUCCCCGUCCUGGGCAGCCUCCCCUGGCUGGGAGGAAGCGUCCCUCCGCACCUCCUCUUCACCCAGCUGGCUCGUAGGUACGGGCCUCUGUUCGCUCUCUACCUCGGUCCUCACUACACCGUGGUCGUCAACAACCAUCAACACGCCCGAGAGGUUCUGCUGCACAGAGGGAAAGACUUCGCUGGACGGCCGAGCAUGGUGACGACCGACCUGCUGACCAGAGAAGGUAAAGACAUCGCCUUCUCAGACUACUCUCCUCUCUGGAAGUUACAUCGCCGCCUCGUCCACAACUCCUUCACUCUGUUUGGAGAAGGAACGAGCCGACUGCAGGACAUCGUUUUGUCCUCGGUGGACAGUCUGUGUGCUGAGCUGUUGUCCUGUGGGGAACAUGGCUUUGACCCGUGUCCUGCAGUGACCAGAGCCGUCACCAACGUGGUGUGCAUGCUGGUGUUCAGCGCUACCUAUCAGCACGGUGAUGCUGAGCUGCAGGAGGUGAUCCGAUAUAACGAUGGCAUCGUAGAGACGAUCGCCAGAGGAGGACUGGUGGACAUCUUCCCCUGGAUGAAGGUCUUUCCUAACAAGUCUCUCAGUAAACUAAAGGAGUGCAUCACCGUCAGAGACCGACUGCUGACUCGGAAACUGGAGGAACACAAGUCCACCUCUCUGACUCGUAUUCAGGCCUCGCUGGGUGACGGUGACCCCCGUGACCUCCUGGAUGCUCUGCUAAAGGGCAAGACGGGCAGCGGUCGGGGUCAAAGGUCGUCGGGGUCGGAGGACGAAGGGAUCACAGACGACCACGUCUUGAUGACAGCAGCUGAGGCUUUUGGAGCCGGAGUGGAGACGACGUCCACCACGCUGCUGUGGAUCCUGGCCUACCUGCUGCACCACCCAGAGGUCCAGGAGCGUGUGCAGAGGGAGCUGGACGAGCACGUGGGUAGCGAUCGAGCGGUGUGCAUGUCGGACCGCAGCCAACUGCCGUACCUGGACUGUGUCAUCAACGAGGGCAUGAGGAUCCGACCGGUCAGCCCCGUCCUGAUCCCCCACACCGCCAUGACCGACAGCAGUAUCGGAGGUCACUCGGUCAGUCGUGGGACUCGUGUUUUGGUCAACAUGUGGUCGAUCCAUCACGACCCGAAACACUGGGACAAACCGGACCUGUUCAACCCAGAUCGUUUCCUUGACGACCAGGGUCAGCGCGUAACACCCUCCUGCUUCCUGCCGUUCGGGGCGGGGCCUCGGGUCUGCGUUGGCGAAUCAUUGGCCAGGCUGGAGCUGUUCCUCUUCCUGUCCUCUCUGCUCCAGCGAAUGAGCUUCAGGCUGCCGGACGGUGCUCCCCCGCCCAACCUGAAGGGGCGGCUGGGUGUGGUCUUACAGCCUUUACCUUAUAAGGUUGUCGUCUCGCCGAGGUACUAA
Messenger RNA from Scomber scombrus (Atlantic mackerel), 1482 nucleotides. Its product is annotated as steroid 17-alpha-hydroxylase/17,20 lyase. Gene Ontology annotation, biological process: hormone biosynthetic process; progesterone metabolic process. Bases 1 to 1482 code for a protein of 493 amino acids. NCBI's taxonomy places the organism in Eukaryota, Metazoa, Chordata, Actinopteri, Scombriformes, Scombridae. The transcript has 10 exons. The record is from RefSeq and is a predicted model, not a curated record. Gene Ontology annotation, molecular function: iron ion binding; heme binding; steroid 17-alpha-monooxygenase activity.